Molecule: messenger RNA, 3664 nt
Organism: Oreochromis aureus
Lineage: Eukaryota; Metazoa; Chordata; Actinopteri; Cichliformes; Cichlidae
Gene: afap1l1a
Product: actin filament associated protein 1-like 1a
Exons: 19
Coding region: 315-2576 (753 amino acids)
Cellular component (GO): cytosol
Molecular function (GO): SH3 domain binding
Source: RefSeq, a predicted model, not a curated record
UUUCGGGCCAGGCGAGUUCCUUCUCCUUGUUUGGCAGACUGCAGACGAAGAAGUGCUAACUUUACCCUUCAAACACACUUGUAACCUUGUCAAACACGAGUUAUUUGUGGCUCCGAGCUGUCCUGCUGCGACGGGAGUUUGCUGGCUUUAGGACCCAGCAGAUCAGCGGCUUGUCUGCUUCUGCUCUGUGUUGUAUCCACUGUGGAUCUAUCAGCGGCGGCAGCAAGCAGCUCUCCACACGUCCUCACACGCUCACUCACUCAUGGACCAGCAGUAGACUUAAGCAACUCUCACAGGGACAGCAUCACAGCGCAAUGGACACAAGCGGCCCCAAGUGUAAGUCAAUGGAGGUGUUGGUGAAUGAGCUGGGCGUGCUGCUGAAGAUGCUGGACCAGGAGAACCUCAGCUCCACCACCCAGGAGAAGAAGACCUCAGUGCGGAACCUCCUGCAGCAGAUAGAGCCAUCAGUGUCAGGAACAGACUACAUCUACAUGAACUCAUCAGUGUACAGAAAUGGCACGAGCUUUGUAGAGUCUCUCUUUGAGACAUUUGAUUGUGAGCUCGGAGACCUAAAGGAUGUUUCUGAUGAUGUGAAAGAAAACAAGAAUGCACAAACUGAAACUUCAAAAAAGCAGAGCUGUGCAGCCCCACACUCAGCUGACUCGCCACCCCCGCUGCCCACAACCCCUCCUCCGGAGGAGUACUACGAAGAGGCAGUGCCCCUGAGCCCUGGCAAGAUGCCUGAGUAUAUAAUAACAAGAGUAAGGUCCAGCCCUCCUAACUCUAUAGAAGAUGGCUAUGAAGAUACAGAAAACCAAUACCCCACUACCUGCUCAAACUUACGUCGCAAAAACUCCUACAAUGAUUCCGAUGCUCUGAGCAGUUCUUACGAGUCCUACGAGGAAGACGAGGAAGAGAGGAGCCCGGGCGUCCGGCUUACUCAUCAGUGGCCCUCUGAUGAGAGCUCCAUGCCUCCUGCCAGGGACUGUCGCAUUUGUGCCUUCCUGCUGCGUAAAAAACGCUUUGGGCAGUGGGCCAAGCAGCUCACUGUCAUACGGGACAACAGGCUACAAUGUUAUAAGAGUUCCAAGGACAUCUCCCCCUACGUGGACCUGCUGCUGCCCCAAUGCACUGUAGUCUAUGUCCCCAAAGACAGCAAGAGGAAGCAUCACGAGCUUCGCUUCACCUUGCCCAAUGGCGAUGCGCUGGUGCUGGCAGUACAGAGCAAAGAGCAGGCCCACACGUGGCUUACGGUUGUCAGAGAGGUGAGCGGUCAGAGCGCAGCGCCCGAGGAAUCGGCAUCUCCUGUCAUUCUCAGAAAAUGUGAACUUGAUAAGAGGUUGUCUGCGGAGAGGAACACAUCGGAUUCAGACAGUGUGGGCGUGUCCGCUGGAGAGAACUGCAGAGAGAAUGGUAAGGGGAAACGGGGUCCUUUUGCUGCGGGGCGUAAGAUCACACGCAUCAUCAGCUUCUCAAAGAAGAAGUCCACUCGGACAAGUGACCCACGGACAUACAGCGAUCCUCGGCAAGGCCAUUUGUCAGUGCUGGUGAACCAGGUGUGGCGGGAGCAGUGGUGCUGCGUGUGCAGAGGUGCCCUGCACUUCUACCAUGACAAAGGAGAUCCUCGGAUGUCUCUCCCUUCCCUUCCUCUGCACGGCUGCGAGGUGGUUCCGGGACUCGGACCCAAGCACCCCUUUGCCUUCCGUGUCUUACGGGACAGCACAGAAGUGGCUGCCCUGGAGGCAAGCAGCUCAGAGGAGCUUGGACGGUGGCUCGGUCUCCUCCUGGCAGAAAUGGGCUCUGCGACAGACCCAGAAUCGCUGCAUUACGACUACGUUGACGUGGAAACCAUUGCUAACAUCCGUGAUGCUGCGCGGCAUUCCUUCCUGUGGGCUACCUCCUCCAGCAGCACCUCCACAGAUUCUAGAACAUACGACGAGGUACCUAACGAGGAUCUGCAGUCAGGAGAGAACCGCAGGCAGCAGUCUGGGAAUACAGGGAAACGCCGCUCAAGUUUCUCAAGCAGCGACUCUGACAGAACCAAGCCAUUAGCCUCCCUGAAGCGGAUAGGCUCACAUACCAACCAGUACGGUAGGUAUGGGAAAACGCGAGCAGAAGAAGAUGCCAAACGCUACCUCAGAGAAAAAGAGGAGCUGGAGAAAGAGCGAGAUGGCAUACGUAAUGCACUAGUCACCCUCCGACAGCAGAAGAGAGAGCUGAAAGAAGAGCUGAAGACAGCUGCUGCAGAUAAGAGGAAGUCUUUCCUGAACAAGCGUGUGGCUCAGUUGGAGGAGGCCUGUCGAGCUAAAGAGGCAGAGAGGGUGGACCUGGAACUUCAACUGACUCAGGUCAAAGAAAACCUAAAUAAGAGCCUGGCAGGAGGAACCCUGGGGGCAUCAGCAGAGGCUAAACCUCCUGUUCAGGCUUCCAGCAAGAAGAUCCAGAAUAUCUACAGUGAUUCUUUACCAGUGAAUUGUGCCGCAGAGCUGCGUAGGAGGCCACCGUCUGUUUACGCUUCUUGUACUGGAACUGUCAUGCAGAAAGCAAAGGAAUGGGAGUCAAAGAAAGGAACCUAGAAGGACGAGGGAAAUAAUGCAUAUCUGGAAGGGACUUUGGACACUUUGCCUAAAAUCUGCCAUUUAUAAAUGAAAGUCAAGACUUGUUUCAUUUUGGAUUGCUGAGAAACUGCAUAAACAGUAAUGAAAGAAAUCAGCCACUAGGUGGUGGUACAGCUUACUGAAUAUUUCCAGACUGCUCAAAGUCUGUAGCCAAGUAUUUUCACUUUCUGGAAAGGUGCAGUUUAAAAUUUUGGAAAAGGAAAAACAAAUCAAGAAGGGUAAGUUCACCAAAGAAAGACACAUUAAAAGUAUGGAAAGCACUACAAAUGUAUAAAAUGUAGUGUGAAAAAGAGCCAGAAAUGUUUAAAUGGUGUCGUGAGGGGAAAAAAGAAGACCAAAGCAAUGUGACGUAUCGGAAACUUUGAGAAUGAAAGAUAGUUUAAGCCAUGAUGUGCCUUUUAGGUGACAUAAUCUUUUUGUUCUGCCUGUACAUAAUGAGCGCCGACUACUGUUCUACAUGUGUUUGUACUUAAAAUACUGUACAGCGCUUAAUUUCUCAUCAUAAGUGUGCAAAAGUUUUAGGCACAGUUUUCCAAGGUAAUUGGCAGGUAUGUUCCUCUGGGGUUUCAGGCUGUCUGAGUUGCUUCAAGUAAUCCCAGAGUAAAUCCGUAAUCUUCAGAUGAUACCAUCUGUCGCAGCAGUCUCUCUAUUCCUUGAUGUUUUUCUAAUGACUCCGCAUCGGCUGAUAUCCCUAAUGUUGCUACUCUUUUUAAGUGCCUAAAACUUUUUGUGCAUUUUUCUACCUGAAGUCAGUAUUCGGGUACGUGCCAUAGAGGAUUCUGGGUAAAAAACAAAGUAAAUCCAUGCUUUGUCCUGAUCGCCCUCCUUGGCACACAUUUAAAUACAGCUGAAUACUUACAUUACAGAUCAUUGAGUUACUAACACAGUGGUGCUAUCAGUGAUAGAAAUCUAUCUUUUCCUUUUAAUGAAAUCCUCAAAUGUCAUUUUAACACGUUCCUUACCGAACCUGUGGUCGCCUGUUGCACUUUACUGUUCUCGUGCCUGGAUGAGGGAAUAAUAAAUGUGUGUCUUAUUUUCCCAAACCA